Messenger RNA from Plasmodium vivax (malaria parasite P. vivax), 12420 nucleotides. RefSeq lists its product as hypothetical. Bases 1 to 12420 code for a protein of 4139 amino acids. Lineage: Eukaryota; Apicomplexa; Aconoidasida; Haemosporida; Plasmodiidae. The record is from RefSeq and is a predicted model, not a curated record. The transcript has a single exon.
AUGGAAAAGAGCGUGCAGGAUUUUUUAAACGCAAAAGGAAGUGUUACCCAAAAUGGGGUUCCCAACACGGUGCUCAGCACAUCCCAAAAUGGGACCCCCAACGUGGUGCUCAGCACAUCCCAAAAUGGCGUUCCCAAUGCUUCGCCGAGCAUCACGCAGGAACAAUUUAACAUGCUCAUGUGCAGCAUCAAAAGGAAAGACAAAAACGACCAAGUGCAAACGGCACCCCAGAGGGAGACCCAACACAACGUAGAGAGUUAUUACCCACUGGACGACGACCAUGGCAUGUACAAUCACAUAGGAAUGAAUUACAUAGCAAAUAAAAUUGUGAGGCGUGUAGAUACCCCGGAGAAGAUGCAUUUCCCACUUUAUGUGCAGCCUGACCCAAAGAGGACCCAACUGUAUGAAGCGAAAAAUAAUGUGAUACAUCACCUGCAGGAAUUGCUUCCACUCUCUUCCCUCCAAACGGAUGUAAAAACGAAGCAGCUAAGUAAAAAAAAUGACCACUGCUACUGCACUGUUGGGGAUAAUGUGGGGGUAAACUCUCGAUCGGACCAGGGCAGCCACUUAAUGAUGCACGCAAAGAACAAAGUAGAAUACGUUUCGCCUCACGCAGACGUCCAAGGAAUGAAGACCACCCAAAUGGGAGAUGCACAAAGUUGCUUCGGGCAAAGUAGCCCCAAUUUUGGAGCAGCUCAACUGCAGGAUUUUCACAAUGCGCUUACACUGAGCCAUUGUAAUAGCCAAAUGGGAAGAGGUGCAAAGGAGGAGGUGCGUUGUGGGGGGGCAAAUGGAGACUUCCUGCCAUCACUCCGCUCCUUUAUCGUCGACGGGGAGUCUAAGAUUGACCCGGUGAGGGGUCACACGCAGGGGGGCAGCGGCAUAGGAAGCGGUGUGGGAAGCAGCAUGGGAAGCGGCGUGGGAGGCAGCAUGGGAAGCGGCGUGGGAAGCAGCAUGGGAAGCGGCAUGGGAAUCGGGGCAAGAAGCUGUCUGGGAAGCGGUCCACGUAACGGGGUAGAACGCGGCCUUUGCGCAGACCCGCGCGGAGAGGGAGCAAUUACAAACGGCAUUGGAGGUAACCCACCCAGCAGACUAUUCAACCCCCAAAGGAAAAGCGCAAACGAUUAUGAGACCCCACACCGGGAACAAAAUUCCCUAAAUGAAAUAAAACAGGAGGUGCUAAACACUGGGACGAUGCGCACAGGUGAUCUUACAAGCAGUAGACACUUGGCCUCUCCACAGGGGGACUUCCAAAAAAGGGACCUUCUCCUAGAAAUACAAAAUGCUUCUAACAAUUUGAGUAGUGACCAGACGACCAUCUACAGAUGCGACGCUCGAAUGAGUAACUGUAAGAGUGUCUUUCCUGUGCAGCAGGGGGGGAACCUCUUUGGCAGGUAUUCUAACUACGGCCGGGGUAGGAGCGACAAUGUGCCCAUCUUCGGGGAUGAAGUUGAGGGGGCCAGCGAAAUGGGGCACGCGCACCAGCAGCCAACCUGUGCGAAUCAGCUAGCAAUCCGAGCAAACCAACUUCUACCCAGCAGUGAGAGCCACCACCCCGGCGGAGAAGUCCCCGCCAGCCAGAAAACGACAAGCUGUGCCCUCCACCAAAGUUGUGAGCAAAUGACUCACCUGAACAACCUAGGGAAGCAAAUUAAUCUGCAGAAUGCUAUGAGCCUAUUAGACGACUACAUAAGUAAAAUGAGACUAAAAAGGAUGAUGCUGUCUAGUAGGGAGAGCCCCUCAUCAGGUGUCAACAUCUCAACGGAGAGGAAUGCCCCAGCAGGAACGAUGCAAGACGAAUGUAACCAGGGGUACGUGAACCCUAACUGGAGCGAACAGCCACUUAUGCAUGUGCAUGGGCAUGUGCAAGACAAGAGGGAAGCAAAUAAAUCGAAUCACCACAACCGAGUAGAGGUGGAAAAUGUAGGAAGGGACCUCCACAGGGAUGACUGCCCCUUGGCGGAUAAGAAGACAAGCCUACCGCACGACAUAUUGGCCACUUUUGGCAGUGCCACGUACGGAGAUUUACACAAACAUGCUGAACAAUCGAAAGGGGAGAAAUGCAUAGGAAGCUUAAAUGUGAACAGUCAACGCGUUGGCAACUGCUCUACCCAUGUCGCUACCAGAGGAGGGACUCAUGCUAACCAAUUUGACUUUCACACCAGCGUGAAUGUAACCACGAAGGGGAACACUCUACCACAGGGAAAUUGCACAGGCACUGCAAACGCGAAAUUUAAGCCCUACGAGAAAGAGGACCCCCUGGCAACCAACCCAGAGGUGAGAAGCGACAAGCGAAACAGCUCAGUUGUAUGCACACUGGAUGAUAAGUCAAAAUGGAUGGUCAGUCUCUACAGAAGAGCGAACAAUUUUAACGCAGUUAAUGUAGGGAGUGUAGGGAUCCCCCUCACAGCUAAUGAACGCUUAAUGAGUACCAGCAGGCUCGGCAACCCGAACGACAAGGCGAAGCUGAUCAGUGGUGCAACAACCCAAGGGGGUAAUACCUCUUGCAGUCAUGCGGAGGACGCGGGGGGGAUGCUUCUAGACGAGUUUAACAGAAUUGGGACCUUCUCCCCCGAGGGGUACUUCCUUGACAGUACGCAGAAGAGGAGGGGGAGCUCCCACCUCGCGAGGGAGGGAAACAACUACGCCCACAUGGCAAUCGCACACCAUGCCGCCGAUCACCCAGCCAGCCUUCUCAACCCCUCAAACAAAUGUAAGGAGGGAAUAGCACCCCUAUCCCUGAUGCUGCACCAAAAUGAGCAACACAGUAUAUGCCAUAAGGUUCAUCCACCCCAGGGUGAAGAACAUCACCUCAGGUGUACAUCCGACGGUCCUCCCCCUCACAACCACCACCACCACCACAGCAGUGGAAGCCAGGGUCUGAACACUUUGAUGAACAGUUAUGCAAACCACACAAUUGGCAGGAUGGGGGAGAAAGCCCUUUCGUUUGACGCCCCCACGUGCAAUACGGAUGAUUCUAAAGAGGCCAACCUUCUGAACCCAAUUAAGAAAAUCAUGCAGGCGUUGCCAAAGUUCCAGUUUGACCACCACGGGGGGGCAUGCAACGGUGCCUUUUGGGGGGACCUCCUGGGCCUUGGAAGAGGUGCGGUGGGUGUGGCAGUGGACGGCCCCGACGCAAGUGACGGAAGAAACGACGGCCAUUACGGGGGCUGCUAUGUUGAUGGGUGCCCUGAUCGGUACACCGCUAACUACCCCGAACGGUACACCGCUGACUACCCAGAACGGUACACCGCUGACCACCCAGAACGGUACACCGCUGACCACCCCGAACGGUGCAGCGACACGCUCAGCACAUCCGCGGGGGACAUCCCCCCAGGCAGCAAACUCGGAAUCAUCACGCAAAACAUUCGCUACUACAGCAACAAGGUAUUCAACGACGUAUUUAUGAACAACGACGCCUUUAAGAAAAAAAAAAUGAGCGAACUGAAUCUGUAUCUAGCCAAAUUGAGAGUAAAAAACUACCAGGAGUUUUUCUUCAAUUUAAGUAAAUUUUACGAAGUGUUCCUUCUCCUGCUGAAUUCCAAUUAUGUCUUCAAAUUUAACUCGUCCAUUGUGUAUAGCAUUUGCGUUGUGGCAAAGAACCUCCUGGUUUUACUCCCCCUGGGGGGGGUAUACAUCCUGCACGUGGUGAAGACCUGUCUCUACUGCAUUGUGAAAUUGAUUUUAAUAAAGCCCAUUUCGAUUACCGACAAGGCGUGGUUCUUCCUCCUCAAUUUGUACAAGUCCCUCUUCGAGAAGUUAUACCAGUAUUUUAAGAGCGACCUGCUGGGAGGGGGUGAAGGGGGGCACUCGCCGGGGGAGCGCUAUGGGGAGUGCUCUGAGAGGCAGCCGGGGGAGUCCUAUGGGGAGAACUCCCUGGCAAUCCUCCUGCCCUUCAUCAACGCCUUCAACGAGACCAUCUUGGAAUACGCCAAAAUCAGAAUCAUUUCGAGGAACAAGAAGAAGGAGGAACUCAUCGCCUUCCCCCUGUACGAGUCGCUCAAGCCCUUUUUCUUCGUCAACACGAAUUACCCGGACGAGGCCGACGGGCUCGCGAAGACAGCGGCGGGGAGAGCGAAGGGCGAAGCGCAGGUGGAAGGUGUGCCCCUGGAGGACGCUCAGGAAGGGUCGGUUAACACCCCACUCGGCAGACCUGUUGGAGAUGGAAAGGCGCAGUCUGUAAAUGCGGCGCGUAGAGAAUAUCCCCAAAAUAUGGAGGCUAACGAAGACGCCCCCGUUGAGAAGCACACCCACGAACACGCCAAAAGUGCAACCCAGGUUGGCCCCAUAAACCGAGCGAGGGAAGUGGACGCCCAUGAGGGAGACUACCACUCCUCUGAGCAGCAAAGCGGGAAGGUAGACUCCCCGGUCAAAUUUUACAAUAAAAAAAAAGGAGAAGACGAGGAGCUAGCCGUAUCCAUACGAAACAACAUCCUCUGUUGUGUACAUGCCCUAAUAAAAAUGUUUUCGCACAUCUAUAUAAAUAACUGGGAUAAAAUCCUCUACUACUACAAUGAGAAUAGGAAAAAAUUGAUCCCCAUUUUUUUGACCCUCACGAUGAACGACCAGAAUCAGAAGAUCCGCACGAAUUCGAUUUUGUGUCUCAAGUACCUCUUCGACUGCAAGCAGCUCAAGUACUGGUUUCUGCUCAAGGAGGGGGCUUACGCCGGCGCCCCGAUUGGCGGUUAUGUUAGCGGUAAUGCUACUAGCCAUGCUAGCUUCCCCCCGAGCUACCCCCCCGCGAAGGAAAUUCCAAGCGGAAGCCCAACCAAAAAAAUGAUAGAAGUGAACAGACAGAAUCAAAACGUGCCAGUAAAGGUAGACAGCUACCUCCCUUCGAGUAGCACCCCUUAUGGAAACCCCCCCUACAGUGCGGGCUAUGCCAACGCGUCUUUCCCAGACAAACAGGCGAACAAGAAUAUCCACGUGGGAAAGGCACACCACUCAGUGCUUCUCCUUAACGAUAUGAACCACAGCGUUAAGAGGGAGGUAGAAAUUGGAGCAAAUGCCAGAUCACCUCUGGGAAGCUUCGAUCGGGAUAACAAAGUGCAGACCUUUGGAGAAGUGAGGGGGGUUACCCCCGCUGGUAGGAGCUCCAACUGUGGGAUUUCCAUCUACAGGAGGGAGUACCAUUAUGAAGGUUACCCGAAGGAAGAGCCCAACGAAAAAGGGAACUACUGUAGCGCAAAAAAAGCCGCCACUGAACAGAACAUCGUAAAGCUACUGACGAAAUUUACAAAACUGAUUACCAGGACAUACAUGGUGGACACAGAAAGUAACUUCUACACCCCCACGGAUAGACUAAACAUCUGCAGAUUCUUCUUGAGAGUUUCCCAAUCGAUAUUAAUCCCAAAAUAUAAAAGCUUGCUAAGAAAAAUUUUGAAGUUUUUUUUUUUCUACUUAUUAAAGUACCUCAUCUAUUUUAACCAUGGUGAUGCUUUUCAUUUCUGCAUUAAGAGACUACUCCAGAGUGGUACCUCUAAAAAGAAGCGGCAAUCAGAAAGGAACAUCCAUUUAGGUUACUCCCUCCUUCCAUACGUUGCAGAAUAUGCAGAGGGGGAAAGGGUGGCAACUCAUUUUAGCAAUGCCAACGGGGUGUGUAACCAGACAAGCAGCAGCAUACACCUGAGUGGACAUAGAAGCGAAAUGCUCCGCAUGAGCCAACUGAGCGAUAACGAACUCUACCCGAAUGACUACCUCGAUGAGGAUGAACGAGUGUUUAGCUCGCUCAGUAAUUACCUGAACAGCUUUAGGGACACGGAGGAGAGCGACGCCCAGGGGGGGGAGCAGCCACCCGAUCAGAGGAGAGAUGGUGAAAUGUGGGAUGGUCAGAGGAGGGACCGGAGAGACCGAUCGGGGGACGCGUUACCGGGAGCCGAAGGGGAUGAUCAAAACUGCACCGGAAAAGGUAGCCCCAUUAAUGACCAUCGCAUGACCCACGUAGGUCAGGCCGAUCAAGGGGAAAGCGCCACCCAGGGGGAUACGGACAAAAAGAUGAAGCGAAAAAGUAAAGGAGAUAUGAAAAAAGGAAAAGAAGAAAAAAAACACACGGAUGGUAGUGAUGAGGAUGGAGAGGCAGCCACCCAAAAUGAGAGCAGCAGAGACAGCAGGGGGAAUAUCAAACGUGCGGAGGGUUUGUUUGAGCAGGUGGAGGAAUUCCCCCCCUCGUGUGCGCACACCAAUGAAGUGGAAGAAAGUGGAACCUGCGACAGGGCAGACACGGCUUCUAGGGAAGACACCCCGCAACUGAAGAACCCCAAAAGGAGAAAAAAGAAAAAGAAAAAAAACGAGGAAAGGAAGGACGACGGGGAAGACGCAGAGGACUCACCAGAAAAGCACCCUAAUAGGAGCACAUGCUCAUGCAAACAUAGAAACACAAUUGAAGGGACGAAAAAUAAAAAGAAGGUCGUCAAAAAAAGAAGCGAAGAGGAUAUAUCCCACCUGUACAAGCACAUAGACCACAUAAAAAAGAAACUGCUGUCGAGCGAAGAUUACGAUCUGCUGAUGAGCAUCCUCUACUGCAAUGAGUACUCCAGGGGGUCAAAAUACAUAACCAUGAUAACGGUUAUUAUUAACAUUUUUUCGGUCCUUCUGUGCGAUUAUAAUGAUGAGAUUUUCCGCUUCCUCUGCACGAAUAUCUACGGAGUGGAUAUCAACAGGACCCUAAAUGACCACAACAUCUACUGCCACCAGGCGUCGAACAAUCAGCUGUAUGACAUCUCCUUUGCGCAGCUAAUCUACUUCAUGCUGAUAUUUCUGUAUAAGAUUUUUUACCAGCCCUGCGCGGAGGACCUGGACGCGUGGGGGAGAAAAGGGGACGAACUGGUGGGUUCGAAGGGAGGGGGGGAAGAGCCAGACGAAUGCCAAGAAGAAGGGCAAAUCAACAUGAACAAAAAUAGAGACCAGAUCGACCAGAUCGACCAGGACUACCAGAACGACCAGGACGACCAGAGCGACCGGGAAGACCCCCUUAGGGGGCAUAACCCCCGAGCGGAUCGCCCAAACGCGCACCUGAGGGCCUACCGUUACGAAAAAAAAUUUGCCACCAAUUCGUGCAGCGACCUCUACGACAACUACAUCAUUUCGUGCAUGCAGCAGGGGAGCGGCGAGAUGGGCCGCGCGAGUAACCUCCCGAACGAGAGCAGUUUUAAGCCAAACGGGGCGCCGAAUGGGCUAAAUGUGCCAAGUGCGCCGAAUGUACCUCACGCGCCGAAUUUCAUACCGUACGACGUGCAAAUCUUCAAGAACAUCUUCCUGGUCUUCCAGAAGACGCUAAAGCAUUACCUGUUCUGCUACAUGCACUGCUGGAAUGACGUCAAAACGCUUCUGGAGUAUUUCUUGCAAUCGGAAAACGUAAACAUAAAAAUUAUUUCCAUCAAGAUAGUGAUAGACAUCUUCAGCUUCAUCAACUCCUACUACGAGGUUAACUGCAGUGCGUACGAGUUGCCCACUUACAGACAAAAGGAUGAAUAUAAAAAUGAAAGUAUAUUUAGUAACGCUGCUUCCAAGGGGAGGGAGUGGGAUAACCGCAGGACGGAACACACGCUGCUUUCCCAGUUGACUGGGCGAGAGGAAGAACUACUCCCGUGCGGUGAACUGUACAGGAAGAACCGCUCCGACGCGGGGGUCUUUAAAACUCGUUUCAGGCAUGGGGAGCAGAGAUCGCCCUAUGGAGGAGUGCACAGCCGCAUCGCCAGUGUGGAGGCAGUCAGACAGGCAAGCCCCCACUGGGGCGGCUCCAGGGCGGGGGACAACUCAAAAAGAAACUUCUCAAUCGGGAACUCCUCAUUGGGGAACCCCCCCGUGAGGGACACUUCAACCCGGUCGACGCUCCCUUCGGGGGGCUCACCAACUGGGAGCGCGUCCAAACAUGCAGAAAAUCACACGCAAAAGAGGGACGACCACCACCACAUGGAAGCAACCGAAAUGAACAAGAAGAAGCAGUUCGUGCAGAUGGUCGAAAGCGACAUGAUCGGCCUCUUCCGAAAGUACAUACUAAUUCACAUCCACAACAUAAGCAAAAUACACAACGAUAUUAUAAACAAAAGGAGCAAACUGAAGCAUAUCUUUCUAAACACCAUCAUCUGCAUCUCUCAGUUAAGCUACGAAGGAUUUAAAAUGCUAACAGUUGAGGACAUCCAGCGACUGACGAAGCUUGUGUCUUCCUGUGUCCACAGCAUUAAAUGUAAUAUCAUUACCGCCCUUAGCAAAUAUAUUAUAAAGUACAUUUUUACCUUUAAUAAAAAAUUUAUUCAAAAUUAUGAGAAGAGGAUAAACUUGCUUCAUAUAAAUUCGACCAACGUUUACUAUAACAAUAUCCUCACCACGGCAGCGGGGGUGUCUGGGGGGUUUGUCCCAGGGGGGGGAGGCCCCACGGGUCAGGGCGGCGUCGGCUACGCUGUAAGGGGUGGCUCCCAGAAAAGUGGCUCUCCAAAAAAUGGCUCCCAAAAAAAUGACCCUCUCAAAAACGACUUGCAAACAAACGGACCGAUAAAAAGCCCCCAAAGCAACGCCCACAUCGCGGCGAACCUCCCAAACGUGACCCCCCCCAACGGCGUAGACACAUUUGAGCGAACGUUCAAAACGAACAUGUGUACUAGUACAACCAUAAGUGGUGUCACCCCCCCACAGACAAACGGCACAUCAACAAACAUGUUCAUACAUUCCACCCCCACGAACAUGAGCUCCGAACGAGUGAGUGGAAGGUGGAAGGUGGGUCCUGUUCCUAUCGAAGAGGAGGAAAAAACAAGAAAAGAUGACCACCCCGGUAAUGCCUCUCCACAUGACGAGAAUUACCCCCACCAGGGAUGGCACGAUAAAAAAGAAUUGUUUGAAGAUGUAGCGAGGGUCCCCACCCGUUCAACCAUGUAUAACUCGGAGCAGGUCCCCAACCUGAGCAGCAGUCGUAGAAGCAGUAAUAGUAACACGGGAAGAAUGGCACGUGAAAUGAGGCAAGUGGGUGCACACGCAGAGUGUAAAAUGCUAAUGGAGAGCUCGAAGGGGUCAGUCCAACAAGAGCACACAGCGGAUUCAACUCCCUACGCAAGGGACAUCUCCACUUCUGCAAAGAUACGCCUGUUAAACGCAACUGCAGAGCAGGAACGAACAACAAAACCGCAUCAGAAGCAGUGGAAGGAGAACCCCCUACGCUGCACCAGCAUACCCGACGCAACACUCAAAUGCUCGCGAGGAAAACCCGCACUGGAAGACAACAGAAUGAGCAACCCAGGGGGGAGCAACACAGACCAGGUGGCCAAAACAAACACGGACAAACUUCCUCCCUCUCAGAAAGAUGAAGACGACACGGAUAAGGAGCGGUUCCCCCCCAGCUGCUUAGCAAAAAUGGCGACGAACACGAGAAAUGUUAAUAAGGAAAAAAUGAGCAAAUUGGGUGGGUUGCUGAAGAGGCAUGAAAACUGCCAAGGAGGGAUGGGCAGCCAGGAGGGCAGCCAGAUGAACCGCCAGAUAAGCAGACAGGUAAACCGCCAUGCGAACGAGAUGAACACCCAGCGUAACAACAGGCAGGUUUUACUUCCCCCCACUUGGGAAGCUGCCGGGUCGAAAAAAAACGCCGAACAGGUCACCACGCAAAGUAGAACAGGUGGAAAAUAUCUAAGGAGUUCCCUCCACUUGCACGAAAACGACGAAGGAGACGAUGACCCCCCAUCAACGGGCUCCCUGGACACACAAAGGAAAGAUGCAUACCUACUUCAAAAGCAGAGGAGCGAAAGGAAACUGUUCGAGCUGUACUACACAUAUAUCUACAUCAUCAUUCACAUAAUCAAAUUUUACAACGACUCCUUUGUAGACCUCAAAUACUACACGUAUAACUGCAUAUGCGAAAUAGCUAGCUCGUAUGUCCCCUUUUAUUUUACCCAAAACAACAUUAAGACCUUUUCCUACUAUAGUAACUAUAACAGCGAAGAGAACAAAGAUAUUAACAAGUUCAUCAGUUUUAUUAACGCCAUUCAGUUGUCCUCAGAUGCAGAUGAGUUGAAGUUAUUUCGCCUGCGCGGGGGGGGCGGCACGUUGAGCGGGGACUCUCUUACGGGUGAAUUAGCCGAAUGCAGCCACCACACGUAUGCGGGGGCAGCGGAGGGGGGUUUUCACAAAGGGGUAACGUACACCACGUCUAGCAGCAAUAACACAGCGCUUAGUAGCAGCUGCGCUGUUGGGAGGGGUCCGCCAUGCAGAGGUUUGUCCAUCAACGAUGGGAGUACCCCCCCUUAUGGCAUCCCUCCCCACAACGCGGAAAACCUGCAUGACCAAUUCUCUAACAGCAUCCACCUCAUUACCUACAUCGAGUACAUCUACAUACUGCUGCUAAUCAUCCGAGAGAACAAAAGCGUAGAGAAGGACCGGGCCAUCUGCUGCAUCAUUAGGUACGUAGGAUUUAUAUGCAAAAAUAUAAAUUUCUUUUUAUUCAAUUCGAUUAGUUUGCUACCCUCGACGUUUCUCCUGAAGUAUUUUAUGUACCUGAACAACUUGAUCGAGAAGAAGGGGCUGCUCGGGGGAGGACUCCCCAGAGAUGGACGUGGACGCAGCGAAGGCUCUUCGCACGGAGGCGCCAACACCGGGGCUGCGGCGAACGAGGGAGACACGCCCAAGGGGGGGGAGGAAGUACUCGCAAGGGUGAAAACGAGCCUAAGCAGGGGCAGAAGCGUUAGCGGUAGAACCCCCAGCAGCAGAAGCACCGAUGCCCUCGUGACGGUCGGCGCGGAGGUGCGCCCCCCUGCCUGUGCACACCAAGGUGGAAACCCAGAAGGAAAAGCGUCCAGCGAGGCAGCCACCUGCGGCGAACAGAAGAGCAGCUCGGAAAUGAAGCCCACACAGAAGAGGAACUCUAAAAUGACGUCUACUCAGAAGGGCAAACUGUACCACCUGUUCCUGAACGUCUACGUAAAGUAUGAGUACAAUUUUGAGGACAGUUUUUUUUCGUGCAGCGGGGGCGCAGCAAAGGGGGAGGAGUCAGACGGGGAGAAGGAAGUACCCACGAGGGUGGCUAGCUCGAACGAGGACCCCCCCCAACGGAGUGAGCCCCGCGAAGUGGGUAGAAGGAGGAAGAAGAAGGGGAGCGCUUCCCAGGAGGAGAAAAACACUGCUCAGGGGGAGAAGCCACUUGGGGGGCAGAACACCUCAUCACAUGACUCCCAGAAAGAGCCGAACGGUGAACUGCGUAACGGGGAAGAGCCCAACGAUGAGCUGCUUAACGGGGAACCCGCCACCCACGAACUGCUCCACCCGGAGCACCUCUUCCAGGGGUACUCCGAAAAGAGGGAGCAGGAAGUGCACGCGGACCCAAUCGUCAUAGAAAUAAAGGACAUCUUCCACUCGAGCAGAGGCAAAAGGAGCCCAAUAAACAAAGCCAACAACAACGUAGACGCAAAAAUUAUCCUCUACCUCCUAUCCAUCGUGAAAGAUCACAUCAAAAAUAAAAUCACGUGGAAUGUCCUUUACGCCUUUAAGCUGAUUUACAAUAAUUUUUCCUUUUUCCUGGCCAAUAACUUUGCUGAGCUGCACAGCCAAAUUCUGGACCACUUGAUAAGCACCCUAAGGUAUACGAAUGUAUAUAAAAUAAAAAUCCUCUCCUCAUUAGCGCUGAUUCAUAUCCCCCUGUACUACAACAUCGAUAGGAGUAAGUUGAAGGAGUUAUGGGACACUCUCCUCACGAACAUCUCCCACUUAGAUUUAAUUUUCGUGAACGAUAAGCCGAGUACAAAUCAGCUGCUGUGCUACUACGACAAGGGGUUAAAUUACAUCACCAUAAGUAAAAAAACGGAGUACAAAUAUAAAUGCACUCUUAGGGUAAACAUCUGCGAACUGCUGUACAUGUGCAUCUACAGAUCCUACGUGCAUGCAAAUAUUAAUGGGGACAUCGAAAUUGAAAAUAGGAGAGUCAAUUGUUAUGAGGCCUUCAAAAAAUACACCCACAUCUUUAACAUUAAUAAUGAUGUGCACAUUUAUAAUCUCACGCAUAUCUUUAACAACCACGUGAUGUAUUACUCUUUUUAUAAUAGUGUGCUGCCCCCCAGAAAAUUACCAACCGGGGGAGGGAGAGUUAGAGGUGAUAGCGGCCAUUCGAUGGAUCUACGAACAGCGUCAGUUGUGAGACUAAGGCAAGACAGACCGCAGCUGCUAAGUGACAGGGCAAACCAGGUUGGAGGUACCCCCCCCAAUCACGCUACCCCCAAAAAGGAAGAAGAAUCCAGCCACCAGGAAAUAUUCGAACUGCAGCUAUUUCUGAACAACCACUUUGAUAAAUACCAUUCUGUUUAUAAGAAUUUAUUGGGGACCGGGAAGAACCCCAUUUUUCAGAUCCUCUUCCAGAAGCUCCACUGCGAAAUUAAGUUGUCCUUGAAGCGCUUCCUCGAGGGGAGGAAGUUCACCGGUUUGAAGGCGCCCCGGGGGGUCAGCAGCUAG